Rhea pennata is the source of this 2504-nucleotide messenger RNA. It is a transcript of the gene MPEG1, whose product is annotated as macrophage expressed 1. Lineage: Eukaryota; Metazoa; Chordata; Aves; Rheiformes; Rheidae. Gene Ontology annotation, biological process: defense response to bacterium. Bases 33 to 2147 code for a protein of 704 amino acids. The transcript has a single exon. The record is from RefSeq and is a predicted model, not a curated record.
ACAUCUGAGAGGGUCCCGGCACCGGUUCAGCCAUGAACCGGGCGCUCUGGGGGCUCCUCCUCGCCUGGGGGCUGGUGGCUCAGGUGAGAGGGACACAGCAGGCCCAGGAGCCAUCAUCCCCUGAGGGGUUUCAGGAGUGCAAGAAGGCGCUGAAGCUCCCAAGCCUGGAAGUCCUGCCUGGAGGGGGCUGGGAUAACCUCAGGAACUUGGACAUGGGCAGAGUCAUGAACCUGGGCUACUCACUGUGCAAAACCACAGAAGAUGGAUCCUACAUCAUCCCAGAUGAGAUCUUCACCGUCCCUCGCAAGCAGAGCACCCUGGACAUCAACUCAGAGAUCAUCGAGUCCUGGAAGGAUUACCAAAGCAUCACCUCUGCCUCCAUCAAUGUGGAGCUGUCGCUCUUCUCCUCCAUCAAUGGCAAGUUCUCACAUGACUUUCAUCGGACCAAGACCCACCAAGUCAAGGACCAGGCAGUCACCACCCGAGUCCAGGUCAGGAACCUGGUCUACACCAUCAAAAUCGACCCAGGAGCAGCCCUGGACAAGAGCUUCAAGAAGCAGCUGCUGACAAUUGCCAGCCACCUGGAGAACAACCAGACACGGAUGGCUGAUUUCUUGGCAGAAGUGCUGGUGCUCAACUACGGCACCCACACCAUCACCUCUGUGGAUGCCGGAGCCACCUUGGUCCAGGAGGAUCAGAUCAAGGAAAGCUUCCUGAAGGACAGCUGGGCCACGCGGAGCACGGUCACUGCCUCGGCUGGCAUAGCUUUCCACAGCAUUAUCAACGUGAAAACUGAGGGCUCCGUGGAUGUCAGCUCUGCCUUCACCAGGCAGUAUCUGGAGAACCGCACCAACUCCAGGGUUGAGAGCAUCGGCGGGACACCCUUCUACCCAGGCAUCACCCUCAAGACAUGGCAGGAGGGCACCAGCAACCAGCUGGUGGCCAUUGACCGCUCAGGGCUACCCCUGUACUUCUUCAUCAGCCCCAGUGCCCUGCCAGAGCUGCCCACCCCCACAGUGAGGCGGCUGGCCAGGCGCGUGGAGAUGGCCAUCCACCGCUACUACACCUUCAACACCUACCCAGGCUGCACAGAUGCCACCUCACCCAACUUCAACUUCCACGCCAAUGCUGACGACGGCUCAUGUGAGGGUGCCAGUGCCAACUUCACCUUGGGUGGCAUCUUCCAGGAGUGCACAGGGCUGAGUGGCCCUGACACCGAAGCGCUGUGCCGGGGUCUGGAGCAGAGAAACCCACUCACAGGUGCUUUCUCCUGCCCUGACGCCUACACCCCAGUGCGGCUGGCUGUGCAGGAGCGUGAGGAAGGCUACAGCCACCUGGAGUGCCACAACAAGUGCGUGCUGGGCAUCUUCUGCCACCGCGUGUGUCACGACGUCUUCUGGCUCUCACGGGUGCAGUUCAGUGCUUACUGGUGUGCUGCCAGUGGCCCAGCACCCCCGGCCUCCGGGUACCUUUUUGGGGGGCUCUUCAGCACUCGUGGUGCCAACCCCGUCACGGGUGCCCAGUCGUGCCCGCUGGGCUACUCAGCGUUGAAGCUCUUCGAUGACCUGAGGGUUUGCGUGAGUGGGGAUUACGAGGUGGGCAGCCGCUAUGCAGUGCCCUUCGGGGGCUUCUUCAGCUGCCAGGCAGGCAACCCUUUGGCCAGGGGGGAGCAGGAGGCCACCAGGGACCUCUACGCUAAGGGCUGCCCUGCCGGCUUCAGCCAGCACCUGGCACUCAUCAGUGACAGCUGCCAGGUGGCCUACUGCGCAAGGGCCGGCGCCAUCACGGGGGGCGCGCUGCCGCCCGCCCACCUGCCGCCCUUCACCCGACCCCCCGCCACGCUUUCCACCACUGACACUGUCCUGGUGAGCAGCGGCGCCAGCUCUUGGGUCAAGGAGGCCGGGAGCCCCGCAUGGCGCCUGGCCCAGCCUGCCGAGGCCCAGCAGGCCGCCGCAGCAGUGCGGGACAGGGGGCUGACGGGGGGCGAGGUGGCUGGCGUGACCGCUGCCGCGGUGGCAGGGCUGGCCGGCGUGCUGGUUGUGGCGGCCUACGGGCGACGGAGGUACAAGGCGAGGGGGUACCAGGCGAUGGGGGACGGGGAAGGCAUUGCUGCAAGCGGGGAGUACCAGGAGCAGCCAGCGGUUUGAGUGCCCCCGCUGCCACCGCACACCCCCAACCCUCUCGACACCCUGAGCCGCGGCGCUCUGCCAACAGCCUCGCUGCGCGCAGAAGCAGAGGACGAGGGUGCGAUCAGCGUCCCUCACGGACGCCUGGGGCCGGCGCGGGCGGCCCCAGCGACGUUCAGCCUCCCCAGGACCCUGUCUGCCCCCGUCACCUGCCGCGAUGCUGCCUGCCAGGUCGGCUGCUGCUGUGUGCCCCUGGCUGAGCAUGUGGGCAGAAAGCCCCCGUGUUUUCACGUAUAUCUAUUUGCAUAGAUAUACACGCACAUGCAAAGAGGCACAGAGCAAUUUUAUUUUCAGCCAGCAACUAAUUGCAUAGGCAAU